CGAUUAUAAUGGAUAUUGGAAAUGAUGCCUUCGAUGAUGUACAAGAAUUUGCAGUGUGUUCAAGACUUGUUGGCGUACAUACUGAGGAGAAAAUGGAAAGUCAUGAUGAAGACACUCUGGACAGCUUUGUAGACAAACUUGAAGAUUUCAUUAUCGGCAUGUUCUCCUUAACACGUCUUUACUUGGACUAUGAUUUCGGGGGCCAGGAUGAUGAUGGAAGUGAAACACGACGCAAGCUCAGCGAUGAACAACUGAAAGAAAUCAAGCGAGUCCUGGAAAAGUACCUCAGUGCACCAUUAUAUAAGAAAUGAAGAUGUUUCGUUUUUUUUCUCCUGAAUUAUUAAAACUGCUCAACAAAUUGUUCGAUAUAAAUAUAUCAAUCAAGAUCGAUCAAUUUAUUACAAGUUCUUUCCUUGAACAAAUUGUUACCUUCUACUCUUUAUUAGCAUCUUAUUAUAAAGGUCUGUAUACUACAUGUAUUUAUACUUUUUCUUAAACAUUAUGUAUAUGUAUAAUCAAUAAAAACAAGUUUUAUUUC
Molecule: messenger RNA, 538 nt
Organism: Saccostrea cuccullata (small rock oyster)
Lineage: Eukaryota; Metazoa; Mollusca; Bivalvia; Ostreida; Ostreidae
Exons: 4
Coding region: 9-311 (100 amino acids)
Source: RefSeq, a predicted model, not a curated record